CAUCGUGUCCCUAGUCUGCUCUGAAGUAAAACUUCCUGCCCUGCCAUAUCCCACGCACAGCAACCAAGGACCUUAAGAGAAAAGCUGCUUUUGGACCAAUUAUCUCUUAGCUAAAGCAUGGAAAUCUCUACUCUCGCCACAUACCAUUGCCUUGCUUUCGUCUGGUACUUUUUUGUAGCCUAUUCCAUCGUAUACAUCAGAACAGAAGAGCGGCCAUCUGAAGUGUUCCUUUACGGUGGGCAGUGGAAAUAUUUGACAGUCCUCAAUCUGAUUUUGCAGGCUGUCUUCUAUGGGGUGUCCUUCCUGGCUGAUGUGUUGAGACUAAUUAAGAAACUGCGAUGUGCUAAGUGCGUAAUUUCCAGCAGAGACCUUCUUUUCAGUGUCCUGGCUUUCCCAGUGUCCACAUUUGUGUGUAUAUCCUUUUGGACACUGUAUUCCUACAAUCGAGAGCUGGUUUACCCCAGAAGCCUUGAUAGAGUGAUCCCAUUCUGGUUAAACCACGCUAUGCACACAGCUGUACUGCCAUUUGCUCUCCUGGAAAUCCUUGCCUUGCCACACCGUUACCCAGCAAAGAGGAAGGGAUUGAUUCUAUUGGGAUUUGUCGCUUUUUUGUAUAUCAGUUGGGUCCUGUGGAUUUAUUCUGUAACAGGAGAGUGGGUAUAUCCUCUCUUUGCUUUGUUCAGCCCACCUGGACUAGCAGCCUUUUUUGCCGGUAGCCUUGCUGUCAUCGUCUCUUUCUACAAUUUUGGAGAGUUCCUCAACCGUAUGAUAUGGGGAGAUUCAAUAGUAAUACUGGACCACAAAUGGAGAAGCAAGUGAAUCCUUCUCUUGAAGCCAAACGAUCACUCCAUGAAUGCUGAAGCCAUGAAGUAGAGGAAAAUAAAUGCAGCUGUGAUAAAUCCUUUCUCCAAUGCAUUGCAGCUUCUGGUGAAGCCAUUAUGACAUCAGACAUAUGGGAAACUGGUGGAAAAAAUGAAAUGUUUGCCUCUUACAUGAUAACUCUGAAACUGCUAUGAAUAAGAAAAUUGUGUUCAUCUGUUUACACAGAUUUCUCAUCUCUUGCACAAUGUAUGUGAGGAUGUGUCCAUGGUUAAAACUCGUCACUGGUAAAUGCACUCCCUCAUGAGCUUGGCACCACUCUGUGAAAGACCUGUGAAAGCAAGCCAACUCUUGUUUGGAUUGCCCUUCAUCAAGUCUGGAAAAAAUUAAGAGGAGAGAUAAUUUUAACAGUGCUGUGACUUCCAAGCUAGCUAGAUAACAAAUUGGGCUAACAAGGACUGUAAUUAGAAAUGUCUGCUCAGAAAGUUCACCAUGAAGCCAAGUUCUUCUAACAAGAAACUUUCUGUAAUAUUAAUAUGCUUAAUAUCUCCCCUCCAUUUUAACAGGAAAUCCGAGGGCAACACUUUCUUCAUUUUUCUUGGUUUCAGUUAAUCUCACAGCAAAAGUAACCUAAUUAUACUGACUGUAUGAUUGCUUUGACAGAAAGCAUGUUAAUUUAAAGCACUGUUUAACAUAAAGCUGCCUGCCAUAUAAUUACACUCCAUUCACAUGUUUACUAAUCUUCCUCAAUAUAGUUGAUUUGUUAUUAGCCUCAACGUCUUGUUAACAUCUAAAACACUGGAGAUCUGCUUUGCAAACUCCAAUAAACAGGCAAGCCUGAAAGUACAUAAGCGUUCCAUAAUGGUCAAUGUGAAAAAGAAAAAUCUUUGUUGUUAUUCUUGCAUUUAAAGAGGAUUUGAAACUAGUUGCAGUACUUAAAUGUCUAACUCCGUGCUCAUUGCCAAAACCCUCGCUUAGAGCUACUGUGCAUGCAGUUCACCGGGGUGUUAUUUUCACCUUUCGAACGCUGCU
Messenger RNA from Chiroxiphia lanceolata (lance-tailed manakin), 1851 nucleotides. It is a transcript of the gene ADTRP, whose product is annotated as androgen dependent TFPI regulating protein. NCBI's taxonomy places the organism in Eukaryota, Metazoa, Chordata, Aves, Passeriformes, Pipridae. The record is from RefSeq and is a predicted model, not a curated record. Gene Ontology annotation, cellular component: membrane; endomembrane system. The transcript is spliced from 6 exons. The coding region runs from base 118 to 819 and encodes 233 amino acids.